Yamadazyma jaroonii is the source of this 240-nucleotide messenger RNA. Lineage: Eukaryota; Fungi; Ascomycota; Pichiomycetes; Serinales; Debaryomycetaceae. The record is from the annotation of a GenBank genome assembly.
AUGGCUCACACAUUAACACCAGAUCCUGAAUUACAAAGAUUCAACAAAGCUAAAGAAGCUGCCGGUACCAACUUCAGAUUCAAACCAAAGUCUAUUGCUUUCAACUUAAUCACUAUGGGUUUGAUUCCUUUAUCAUUAGGUUAUUACUUAUAUAGUAAUGAAGGAUGGAAGAUGAACAAAUUAUAUAGAUCCCAACCAGUUUUCAUAAAUGAAUACAAACCAAGACAAAAGGAUUUAUAA